AUGUUGCGUCUACUUGGUCAAGGCCGUUUCGCUCAGGUCUGGUUGGCGAAACUAGAACCCUCGACUGGAACAGAUUCCGGUUUGGAUAUAUCACAUCGGUCACCCUAUUCAGAUCCGUUGAGUGAUAGUUUAUUACUACCCGACGCUUCUCAGCCGAAUGACUCAAAUGGUCGCUCGUCUCCUCCCAACUCUACAGACACUCAAUCCCGUUUGGUUGCCGUGAAAAUUUUCCCUGCCGCUGAACAACGAACCUGGGCAAACGAAGCCGCGGUGUUUAGAAUUCUUCGGUCCACUAUCACCCGAUCUGCUUCUGAAAUUGAUACCUGUUACCACUUGAUUCGCCUGUCUGGUGCAGGAAAAGUACACAACGAAUAUCGUCUUGUGUUGGAAUAUGCUCCACGAGGUAGUUUGCGGGACUUGUUAGAUCGAGGGGAAUGGUACCCGUUACAGUUAGUGCUAAAUUUGGCGCGUGACAUGGUUCGCGGUCUGUGCUACUUGCAUGCCGAUUAUCCGACAGUAGAUCGACCUUCGAUUGCACAUCGGGAUGUGAAACCGGAGAACGUACUGAUUCGGUCAGAUGGAUCGGCUUGUCUAUCAGACUUCGGCCAGUCUGUGGUUCUCGAUACCCGUUUAAGUGACGAAGUGGUCCGAUCUGAUCGAACCGGUCCGGCCGCCGCCGCCACAACGACCACCAUGUUGUCCAACAAUCUGGUCAGUUGUGGAACAAACUUUGACGCAGUCCCUAAGGCGGGAACGUUACGGUAUAUGGCCCCGGAAAUUCUGGACGGAGCGAUUCAGUUCACCGGACGAUCAAUUCUUUGUACAGAUAUCUACUCGCUUAGUUUAUGCCUGUGGGAAUUGCUCAGCGCCGCAGUGCCUCCGACAUCGGUCGAACUAUUGCAAACCGGUACCAACACUACGGAUCCAACGGUACACACGAAUACACAAAAACAGGUUGUC
Messenger RNA from Echinostoma caproni, 960 nucleotides. The record is from the annotation of a GenBank genome assembly. NCBI's taxonomy places the organism in Eukaryota, Metazoa, Platyhelminthes, Trematoda, Plagiorchiida, Echinostomatidae.